AUCGCAACAUGACGGAUAAAAUAGUUUUGUAUGGCAUGGACAUAAGUCCGCCAGUUCGCGCCUGCAAACUGACUUUGCGAGCCUUGAACUUGGACUAUGAAUACAGGGAGUUGGAUCUGCUGGCAGGAGAUCACUGCAAGGAUGAGUUCCUUAAGAAGAACCCGCAGCACACCGUGCCACUUCUCGAAGAUAAUGGAGCCCUCAUCUGGGACUCACAUGCGAUUGCUGGCUACUUGGUGGACAAGUACGCCAAGUCGGAUGAGUUAUAUCCCAGGGAUCUGGUGUUGCGCGCUCAGGUGGAUCAGCGUUUGUACUUUGAUGCCAGCAUCCUGUUUAUGUCGCUGCGCAAUGUUAGUAUACCCUAUUUUAUUCGCCAAGUGAGACUGGUUCCCAAGGAAAAGGUGGACAACAUCAAAGAUGCUUAUGGCCACUUGGAGAACUUUCUGGGGGAUAAUCCCUAUUUGACUGGGUCGCAACUGACCAUAGCAGAUUUCUGCUGCGGAGCCACUGCAUCCUCACUGGCCGCUGUCCUUGAUCUCGAUGAGGAAAGGUAUCCCAAGGUGGCUGCUUGGCUCGAACGCCUCUCAAAGUUGCCCCAUUGUGAGGAGGACCAUCUGCGGGGCUUGAAGAAGUACAUCAGUUUGUUGAAACCCGUCUUAAAGUUGGAGUAA
Messenger RNA from Drosophila teissieri, 671 nucleotides. Its product is annotated as glutathione S-transferase 1-like. The record is from RefSeq and is a predicted model, not a curated record. NCBI's taxonomy places the organism in Eukaryota, Metazoa, Arthropoda, Insecta, Diptera, Drosophilidae. The transcript has a single exon. The coding region runs from base 9 to 671 and encodes 220 amino acids. Gene Ontology annotation, biological process: glutathione metabolic process. Gene Ontology annotation, molecular function: glutathione transferase activity.